UUCUCCCCUCGCAGUUCCUGGCGCAGUUGAUGAUCUUCCUGAUCAGCGUCGUCAGUUCCAUCUUCUGUGGGCAUCUGGGCAAAGUCGAGCUGGAUGCCGUUACGCUCGCGGUGUCGGUGGUGAACGUUAUUGGGAUUUCAGUUGGAGCUGGCUUGGCCUCCACUUGUGACACGCUGAUGUCCCAGUCCUUCGGAGGCAAGAACCUAAAGCGCGUGGGGAUCAUACUUCAAAGAGGAAUCCUUAUCCUGAUGCUUUGUUGCUUUCCUUGCUGGGCCAUCUUCGUCAAUACGGAGCGCAUCCUCCUGCUCUUAAAUCAAGACCCUGAAGUCUCCAGGGUAGCCCAGAUUUAUGUGAUGAUUUUCAUUCCUGCUCUUCCUGCAACAUUCCUGUUCCAGCUGCAGACAAGAUACUUACAAUGUCAGGGCAUCAUCAUGCCUCAAGUGAUCACUGGGAUUGCAGUGAACGUCAUCAAUGUGGGCAUGAAUGCCCUCCUGCUCAAUGCCCUGGACCUUGGGGUGGUAGGGUCUGCCUGGGCGAACACCAUUUCCCAGUUCCUGCUGCCUCUUCUUCUUCUUCUGUACAUGUGGUGGAAAAAACUCCACGCCGCUACCUGGGGAGGGUGGGCGUGGGACUGUCUCCAGGAGUGGGGCCCCUACAUCAAGCUGGCUGUCCCCAGUAUGUUCAUGGUGUGCAUCGAGUGGUGGACCUUUGAGAUCGGAACCUUCCUUGCAGGACUGGUUAGUGUGACAGAGCUUGGCGCCCAGGCCAUCAUUUACGAACUGGUGUCCAUAGCCUACAUGAUGCCCCUUGGCUUCAGCGUGGCGGCCAGCGUCCGAGUAGGCAAUGCUCUGGGGGCGGGGAAUGCCAUGCAGGCGCGGGACUCCAGCGUCACCGUCCUCCUGUGUGCGGGUGUCUGUGCUCUCGUAGUGGGCGUCUUACUUUCAGCGUUGAAGGAUGUGAUCGCCUAUGUAUUUACCACUGACAAAGAUAUUAUUUACCUUGUCAGCCGUGUGAUGCCUAUUUUUGCUCCCUUUCAUCUGUUUGAUGCCCUUGCAGGCACCUGUGGUGGAGUCCUACGAGGUACAGGAAAACAGAAGAUGGGUGCUGUCAUGAAUGCCAUUGGUUAUUACGUUUUUGGUUUUCCCAUUGGAGUAUCUCUGAUGUUUGCUGCUAAACUUGGGAUAAUAGGUCUCUGGACUGGAUUGAUAGUCUGUGUCUUCUUUCAAGCCCUUUUCUAUCUGGUGCUCAUCUGGAGGACAAACUGGAAGAGAGUCGCAGACCAGGCACAGGUUCGAGCUGGGGUGAAAGGGAUCAAGGAGACCACGCCUGCACCAACAGAUCUGUCUGUGUUGGAAAAAGAAGUAACCGACGGCGUGACUUUACCCGACAUCGUCAGACCCGAGAGCCAGACCCUCCAGCUAAUGGUGAUAGAGGAAAACAGCCAGUAUGCAGUGGCCACCGUCGGGGAGGUUCUGACUGUCAAGCAGCUGGUUUUCUAUCGUGGAAUGGCUCUACUUGUUGCAGUUGCCACUCUUUUAGCGGGAAUUUUCAUCAGAGUUUUUCAGUGACGAGGACUAAAACAGAAGAGUUAUCAGCGGCCGACACACUAGACGUGAUCAUUAUUCACGAUUUACGGAGCGGGGCGGUGACCCUGUCAUGUGCACAGUGGUUUCUGGCUCUGCUGUGGGUGGAAGGGGGUAUCGGUGAUGCUGGCUUCGUUACCCCGAGAAUCUGCACUGCGCUGUUGGAGGUCACGAAAGGAGUUAUGAUUCUGAGUUUCUCCCGAACGUUAACUCUGUCAUGGGUUUUAAGUCCGUAGAUUUGAUUUUCCCUGCCCUAAGCGUUCUACGCUCUUACAUUAUCUUCCUUCUUUUGGGAAAGUCAUUGCCCUCUAAACUUGAUGGCCGAUCCAGUUUGGUUUGUAUUUCUCUGUUAACAUAUUCAGUCUUGUCAGUGAGCGUGUGUUAAGUGCCUGUUCAAGUUCUGCCUCAGGUAUUGCCAUACAAGUUUUUAUAAAAUAAACACCUUAACAUUGAAAA
Suricata suricatta (meerkat) is the source of this 2039-nucleotide messenger RNA. Its product is annotated as multidrug and toxin extrusion protein 2-like. Gene Ontology annotation, biological process: xenobiotic detoxification by transmembrane export across the plasma membrane. Gene Ontology annotation, cellular component: membrane. Gene Ontology annotation, molecular function: antiporter activity; xenobiotic transmembrane transporter activity. NCBI's taxonomy places the organism in Eukaryota, Metazoa, Chordata, Mammalia, Carnivora, Herpestidae. The record is from RefSeq and is a predicted model, not a curated record. Bases 30 to 1568 code for a protein of 512 amino acids. The transcript is spliced from 16 exons.